AUGGCGGCUGCCACACAGUGCGAGGCGCCACCCGCUCUUGCAGCAGAAUGGGGCAUCCCUUGCCCCUACGGAGUCAUCGCAAAUAUUGAACAAGACCAACACUUUGGCAAAAUCCUGAAGCUACAGUUCUGGAAUCAUAUUUCGAAAAAAAAGUUCUGCAGGAGGGAACUUGACUUUGUGGGAUUCCAUGUAGGCUGGGACUCUUAUAAGCCUACUGAUGAACGUCUUGCAGCAAUUAGGAAUUUCAGCAUGCCAGAGAUGCCUUCGCUGACGGACAUUCGCUCGUGGGAGCUGCUGCAGAAACCACAAGGCAAGCGGGUAUACUGGGACUCAAAGCUUCAGGAGAAAUUCCUACGAGCAAAAGACGUGGUAUGCCAGCUGGCUAAGGACGGCCUGACCUUUCAUGACAAGGAGCGACCUACCAUCGCUAUUACGGACUGGAGUAAAGUGGGCAUAGGGUUCAUUAUCCUGCAGCAGUACUGUGACUGCUCAGCAAGGGAUGCCCCAUUCUGCUGCAAGAGCGGGUGGCGCCUCGCACUGUGUGGCAGCCGCCAUCUGACACCUGCUGAGACAAGUUAUGCUCCAGUGGAGGGUGAGGCUCUGGCAGUGGCUUGGUGUCUUCGCAAGUUUCUAGAAGGCAAGCGAAACCAUGCAGCUGACUUUCUGUCCCGCUACCCAGCGCUCCGUGCGCUGCCUGAGGCCGCAGAUAAGGACCAAGCAGACGACCUGGAGGUCGCUGUGGCUGCUGCAACCACUACUGCACUUUUUGGGGAUGACUGCAUCACACUUGACUACACCACCGUGCAGCACGUUGCCUCCAAGGACCUGGAGUGUCAGCUGCUAAUAACCAAGGUGUCUGCAAGUGAUUGGCACCAACAUCGUGCUCAGGAAAUGGCCUGUCUGCGUCAGUUCUACAACAUGAGGGACAGGCUAGCUGUUUGGCAGGGUCUGGUGACAUACACGUUUGACCAGGGAGCUGUCCGCCUUGUGAUACCAGAGGCUCUACAUCAUCAGGUCGCAUCCAACCUCCAUGUAGGUCACCAAGGACUUGACAGCAUGUUUCGGAGGGCAAGGCAGGCAGUGUACUGGCCUGGAAUGGAAGGUGACCUGCAGUUCUACCGUGAUCUAGAGGGACAGACGUACAUUGUGUAUGCUGACAGGUGCACAGGCUGGCUAGAGAUUAGUCACCUGCCCCAUGGUGCUACAUCAAGUAGGAUAAUGGUCUUGUUCCACCAGUACUUUGCACGAUGGGGCGUCCCAGAGGGCAUAUCAACUGACGGCGGCACCAACCUAACUAGUUAUGAAGUGUGCAAGUUCUUGAACAAGUGGGGCGUUGUAAUGAGAAUAUCCUCUGCUCAGUAUGCACAAUCAAAUGGCCGGGCCGAGGCAGCGGUCAAGUCGGCCAAGAGACUGCUACAUGGGAAGAUGGGGACCAGAAGCAGUCUGGAUUCAGACAAGGUCUCGAAAGCUCUGCUGCAGUACCUGAAUACGCCCCUUCGGGAAGUGAAUAAAUCACCUGCCCAACUAACUAUGGGACGUCAGCUGCGAGACGGAAUACCGGUGCACAGGCGGUACUAUAAGAUAGACAUGCAUUGGCAGCGGGCUCUACGUACAAGAGAACUAGCAACGGCCCGACAACACAGGAACAUAGUGGAGCAGCAUGGGACGCCAAGGACCCUCGUUCCCCUGACACCUGGUGCACCAGUGUGUGUGCAAAACCAAGCCACAAACGUUUGGUACAGACGAGGCAUGGUUGCAGAGGCACUUCCGAACCGUCAGUACUCCAUCAGGCUGGAUGGUAGUGGUCGUAUCUCGAUUCGUAAUUGGAGGCACCUACAGUCUGUCCGGGUUACCAUGAGAACCCCACAUUCAACACCAGAACCAUGUAGUACAAUAUGUGCUUUUAAAUCACUAGUCAAAUAUGAAAUUAUUGUUCAGUAUGCUUUUGUUCAAUCAGUACAUUUCAAUUACCCGUUCCAGAAUUAUUCAGUUAUUCCAGGGCGUGAGACUUCACGCUCACGCUCACGACUGGCUGGACGCAUGCUCCCGUAG
This is a messenger RNA of Penaeus vannamei (Pacific white shrimp), 2052 nucleotides long. The record is from RefSeq and is a predicted model, not a curated record. Lineage: Eukaryota; Metazoa; Arthropoda; Malacostraca; Decapoda; Penaeidae.